ACGGCUUAUCUUUUACUUGAAACACACACACACACUCACUCUCUCUCUCUCUCUCUCUCUCUCUCUCUCAAUUUUCAAUGGCACUCUCUCUUCCCAUUUCCAGUUUGGAAAGUGACAUUAAAACCAAAAAUUCAGGAUGCCCAGAAAGUGAAAUCGGAAGUCAAGGCCUGAGAAAGCAGAUUCUCAAGAAAGGCAAUUCAUGGCAGACUCCAUUUACAGGGGACGAAGUGGAAGUUCAUUUUAGCGGACGCGUCGAGGGCGGGGCUUGUCUGGAUUCGAAUGUAGAUAAAGGAACUCCAUUUCGGUUCAAACUAGGCCAAAGUGAAGUCAUAAAAGGAUUGGAUGAAGGGGUUGCCACUAUGAAGAAGGGUGAGAGAGCACUAUUCAUAAUACCACCAAACUUGGCCUAUGGUGAACUCGGCUUUCCACCCCUGAUUCCUCCCAAUUCAACUCUCAUUUUUUAUGUUGAAAUGCUCUCUUGGACCUCCAUCAGGGACGUAACUGGUGAUGGAGGAAUACUAAAGAAGAUAACCAGGGAGGGUGAGGGAUGGGCGACUCCAAGAGAAGCUGAUGAAGUGUUAGUGAAGUAUGAGGCACGACUUGAGAAUGCAGCACUUGUCUCCAAGUCUGAUGAAGGUGUGGAGUUUAAUGUAAGUGAUGGUUAUCUUUGCCCUGCCAUAAGCAAAGCAGUGAAAACAAUGAGAAGGGGUGAGAAAGCAGAGCUAGCUGUGAAGUUUUCAUAUGGUAUUAGACAAAAUGAAAAUGGAGCUACAGACACUGAUGAUGUUCCUUCCGAUUCUAAUUUAACCAUCAAACUUGAACUUGUGUCCUGGAAAAGUGUCGUUGAUGUCACCGGAGAUAAGAAGGUCCUUAAAAGGAUCACAAAAGUUGGUGAAGGCUUCGACCGUCCAAAUGAAGGAUCCGUGGUGAAAGUGAUAUACUAUGGUAAAUUGAAAGAUGGAACAGUUUUUGAGAGGAAGGGGUCAAAUGAAGAACCUUUUGAGUUUACAACCCUAGAAGAACAGAUAAAUGAGGGUUUAGACAGAGCAAUCAUGACUAUGAAAAAAGGAGAACAAGCCCUAGUCACUGUCACCAGAGGAUAUUUGCAUAGCAAUGACAUUUCAGGGAUGGCAAAUGAAGACCUUUUUUAUGAAGUCGAAUUGAUUGACUUCAUUAAGGAGAAACCAUUUUGGAAGAUGGACACUAAAGAGAAAAUAGAAGCAUGUGAGAGGAAGAAAAAUGAUGGAAAUGUGCUGUUUAAGGCCGGGAAGUUUUGGCUUGCUUCCAGAAAAUAUGAGAAGGCUGCAACAUAUGUAGAGUUUGACCACUCUUUCACUGAUGAUGAGAAGUCCAUAGCAAAGGCCCUAUGGUUUUCAAGUAAUUUGAACAGUGCAGCUUGUAAACUUAAAUUGGGGGACUAUCUUGAAGCUUCAACACUAUGCACAAAGGUCCUAAAACAUGAUCCAUGCAAUGUCAAAGCUCUAUAUAGACGAUCCCAAGCAUAUCUAAAAAUAUCUGAGCUAGACAAAGCCGAGGAUGAUAUUAAGAGAGCUCUAACUAGUGAUCCAAAUAAUAGAGAUGUGAAACUCGUGUACAAGGAGCUUAAAGAUAAGCAAAGGGAAUAUGCUAGAUAUCAAACUGAGAUUUUCAGCACAAUGCUUUCAAGAAUGGGAUAGUUGAAAAGUAUUCCAGUUCUUCUCUACUAGCAAAGCUUCACUAAUACUGGAAUCAUAUGGGAUUAAUUUCUUUGAUUUGGCACCAAUUUGUUCUCAAGUGGUGGCCCAUUGUAUGGAAACCAGCCUUGUAUUGUUUAAUUCAUGAUAUUAAAAGUUUUUUUUUUUUUUG
Molecule: messenger RNA, 1845 nt
Organism: Quercus lobata
Lineage: Eukaryota; Viridiplantae; Streptophyta; Magnoliopsida; Fagales; Fagaceae
Product: 70 kDa peptidyl-prolyl isomerase-like
Exons: 12
Coding region: 78-1676 (532 amino acids)
Molecular function (GO): protein binding; peptidyl-prolyl cis-trans isomerase activity
Source: RefSeq, a predicted model, not a curated record